Sphenostylis stenocarpa is the source of this 954-nucleotide messenger RNA. The record is from the annotation of a GenBank genome assembly. Lineage: Eukaryota; Viridiplantae; Streptophyta; Magnoliopsida; Fabales; Fabaceae.
AUGGCUGGAGCUGAAGCUACAAAAUAUGCUUCUGCUACAAGUCCUACUACCACUGCUACCACCAACAUGGCCAACAGAUCGAACAAGCCAGCAACCAUGAUCAGAAGGUUCAUUGGGGUGAGGCAAAGACCCUCAGGGAGGUGGGUGGCUGAGAUCAAAGACUCUUCUCAGCACGUGAGGUUGUGGCUUGGAACCUAUGACACUCCAGAAGAGGCUGCAAGGGCUUAUGAUGAAGCUGCUAGAGCCCUGAGAGGUGAAAAUGCCAGAACCAACUUUGCUCCAAUGAACCAAGUCGUAGGGCAAUCAGGGUCUAACCUUUCAACUGGGUCUGAUGGGAAGCAUGGUUUGAGCUUUGCUUCCUUGAAGGCCAAGUUGAGCAAAAAUCUUCAGAAUAUCAUGGCUAGGGCAAGUGAUCACAACAAGUCCUCGAAGAGUAGGGUGAGUGACCACUUCACCUUCGCCAGCAUCUUCCACCGCAGGAGCUACCAAAUCCCUGAAGGGGACAUGAGAAACAUUGAGAAGGUGGUGCAGCCUAGUAUUAUUGUGCCUCCACUGGAAGGUGGUUGUGAUUAUCCUUCUGCUGCAAACUGGGAAAGUGCUUCCAGUGUCUCUGAUUGCAGCUCUGAGUGGGUCGGGUUCGGGAAAUUCGGGUUGGAUCUGUCAGACGGGUCGGAUAUUGGAGAGGUUAGUGUUGGUGAUCAAGGGUUCUUGGAGCAGUUGAUGGGGUGGGUUGAAAGCCCUGAUGUUAGUGAUCAAAGUGAGGGCUCAAGGAGUAAGAGGUUCAAGGUGUCUUCUUCUGUGCUUGUCCCUCCAACUUUCACCGCCUCUCCUUAUGAUUGUGGAUCCCCUUAUAGCGGUUAUGCCUCUCCUUAUAACGGUUACGCUUCUCCCUAUAACGGUUGUGCCUCCCCUUGUAAUGGUUAUGCUUCUCCGUAUUAUUAUCAUAAGAAGUGA